UCACCACCACAUCUUGCCCAUCGGGUCAUUACAUUCCUUAAUCCUUGGUUUGUGCUUUUUAGACUCUUAAGCAAUUAAAAUGGCGUCCCUGAGCCGGUUGUUUACGCUGGCGCUUUGGAUCGGUCUCCUGACGCCCAUUUACAUGUUCCUCGAGAAGAACUUGGAGAAGUUUUACAUCUUCGACCACGAGCACCUGCACGACCUCUCCAAGCGCGCUAUCGCCGCCCACGGCAACGACACUCGCUCCGUCGUCAACUACAUUGUGGCCGAGCUUAACGGCAUCGUCCCUAAGCACGUCAACCUUGACGAGGAAUGGGUCUUCAAUAACGCCGGCGGUGCCAUGGGCGCCAUGUACAUCAUUCACGCCAGCAUCACCGAGUACCUCAUUGUCUUUGGCACCGCUAUCGGAACCGAGGGCCACUCAGGCCGCCACACUGCCGACGACUACUUUAACAUUCUCUACGGCACCCAGCUUGCAUACGUUCCCGGCGCCUACGAGCCGGAGGUCUACCCCCAGGGCAGCGUCCACCACCUGCACCGCGGCGACGUCAAGCAGUACAAGAUGGACGAGGGCUGCUUUGCUCUCGAGUACGCCCGCGGCUGGAUCCCGCCCAUGCUCUUCUUUGGCUUCGCCGACGGCCUGUCCAGCACCCUCGACUUCCCCACACUCUGGAAGACGACGCGCAUCACCGGCCGCGAGAUGAUUGCUAACUUGCUCAAGGGCAAGUUCUAAGGAGGUGGGGGUUAUGGACGGCGGGGGGCGUAAGACGGACAGCGCCGCUCGUGGACCGGCUUAAACGGUCGACGCGAGCAGGGAAAUGAGCCCACAAGAAGGCACAUGCAGAGCUACGGCCACCGCUGCUUUCGUCUCGAAUAUUCGAUUCGGUCAUUCCGAACAACUUGUCUAUAUCACCAUUUAAUAAUGCCGAGCAGGCGGCAAAGCCAAUUGUACCUGAACCGUUUCGUCAAUGCAUUCUUCGU
Molecule: messenger RNA, 981 nt
Organism: Colletotrichum destructivum
Lineage: Eukaryota; Fungi; Ascomycota; Sordariomycetes; Glomerellales; Glomerellaceae
Product: Putative ERG2/sigma1 receptor
Exons: 2
Coding region: 80-733 (217 amino acids)
Biological process (GO): ergosterol biosynthetic process
Cellular component (GO): endoplasmic reticulum
Source: RefSeq, a predicted model, not a curated record